This is a messenger RNA of Paramecium primaurelia, 649 nucleotides long. The record is from the annotation of a GenBank genome assembly. NCBI's taxonomy places the organism in Eukaryota, Ciliophora, Oligohymenophorea, Peniculida, Parameciidae.
UAAUAAUAUGAAUCGAAAGAAAAAUACAACAUCAGUACCUACAUUACCUUAGAGUAAAGUAAACCCAUAACUUUUGGCUCCUCCUCCAUAAUAAUUGAGUCCAAAUCAAUCAUAUUCAACAUUUAUCCCACCUGAACCUAAAUUCGAUCCAAACGAUUAUAUAACAGGAACAACAACUAAAAGAGAUAUCAUUUUAUAUAAGGAAAUAUUUGAUUUUUUGGAUUCAAAUAACAAUGGAGUUAUUUAACCUAUGGAUUUGAGAAAAGCAUUUGCAAGUGCUGGUAAAUAUUAACCAAAAAAAUAAAUAAUUUAUUAAAUGAUUGCUGACUUCGAUUAAGAUCAAAGUGGUAUAAUUGAAUUUAGAGAAUUUGUAAGAAUGAUGUCCAUGCAUCCAGGAGAAAAAGAUACUGAUGAAGAUUUUGAAAAUGUUUUUUAUCAAUUUGAUUUAGAUUAUAAAGGUACUUAAUAACCAAAUAUUAUAGGUUAUAUAACUGUAGAUGAUCUAAGAGAGAUGGCAUCAGAAUGCAAUGAAAAUUUAAAAGAUGAAGAAUUAUAAAGUAUAAUUUAGGCUUGUGAUCCUGAAGGAAAUGGCACAAUUAGAAAAUAACCAUUUAUAAGGUAUAUGAAAAGUUUACAAAAGAAAAGAUGA